Messenger RNA from Cuscuta campestris, 1700 nucleotides. NCBI's taxonomy places the organism in Eukaryota, Viridiplantae, Streptophyta, Magnoliopsida, Solanales, Convolvulaceae. The record is from the annotation of a GenBank genome assembly.
UUAUGAAAUUAUUUUAGGUUGAAUUUUAAAAAAGUAAACUUUUGAGAACUCUUGAAUUGAAGAACUUUUCUUUCUUGGGGAUGCAAUGAGCUGCCGUUGGCAAGGUGGUUUGGGAGGGGUGUGGUGCUUCUUUUGGAUAGUCUGAGCGUUUUUGAUGAUUUCACGAGUGGGAAAAUGGCUUCUACAGUUCACGUUCUCGUGAUUCCAUUCCCGAUACAGGGGCACCUAACCCCGCUGGUUCAAUUCUCCAAGCGUUUAGCUUCCAGAGGAGUAGGGGCGACCAUCGUUGCACCUGAAUCAAUCAGUUCAUGCCUACAGACGAAUUCGAGCCUCAUCAGAAUCGAAUCCAUAGCCGACGCCGCCGGCCCGCCGGACGGCGUCGAUGCAAUCAGCGGUUGGAUCAUGGACUUACUCUCCAAAAAGCUGGCCGACAUUGCGUCUAGAGCCGCCGGUUCCGGCUGCGUCCUGGCGGCUGUGGUGUACGACUCGAUCAUGCCGUGGGUGGCUGAGAUCGCCCGCCGGCUGGGCCUGCGAGCCGCCGCAUUCAACAGCCAAUCGUGUGCCGUGUUCUCCAUAUACCAUCACGCGGAUCUCGGGAGCUUGGAAUUGGGUGCUCCUGUUGAAGGAUCAACGGUGUCUCUCCCUUCAAUGCCGCCUUUAGGGUUGAGUGAUCUGCCUUCUUUCCUUGGCGAUAAGAACUCCUACUCUUCGCUAUUGAAGCUGGUUUUGGGCAGAAAUUUGAAUUCACAUCAAGCAGACUGGCUCUUGUUCAACACAUUUCAUGAAUUGGAAAAAGAGUUGCUGGAGUGGAUGGCAGCCGAAUUUCCAGCCAAAGUCAUUGCUGUUGGCCCACUUCUUCCCUCCAUGUACCUAGACAAGCGAAUAAUAGACGAUGACAGCUACGGCCUGAGUCUAUUCAAGCCCGACUCUAAAAACUGCAUGAAAUGGCUGGAUGCACAGGAAACAGGUUCUGUAGUCUAUGUUUCUUUUGGGAGCUUGGCUAACUUGAAUGACCACCAAAUGAGCGAAAUUGCAUUGGGCUUAGUCCAAAGCAAAUGCAAAUAUCUGUGGGUCAUCCGGUCAUCCGAGCAAAGCAAGCUCCCAAUCCAUCUCCUGCCAGACAAUUCAGACGCCGGCAUGAUCACAAGCUGGUGUCCUCAGCUAGACGUCUUAUCCCACCAAGCGAUCGGGUGCUUCAUCACUCACUGUGGAUGGAACUCUACUCUCGAGGCAUUGAGCUUGGGAGUCCCUGUUGUUGUCAUGCCACAGUGGACUGACCAGCCCACCAAUGCCAAGUAUUUGGUUGACGUUUGGAACAUUGGGGUCCGUGUAACAGCUGGUGAAAACGAAAUGGUCACUAGAGAAGAAGUAGAGAGGUGUUUGGUCGAAGUGAUGAAGGGAAAUAAGGGGACUUUGCUUAAAGAGAGUGCCGCAAAGUGGAGGCGACUGGCUAAAGAAGCAGUUGAUAUAGGUGGAAGCUCCUACAAUAAUAUUGAGGAGUUUGUGUCUGCUAUUUCUAUGCAAAAAUGAAAAUCCAUACCCUCAAUAUACCCCAAUUUUGGUGGGAUGUAUUCACAAACCAUUCACUUGAGCGGGAUAUACUACACUCGAUAUGUUUGAUUUGGACUCUCUAUGUAUCACAUAUCGAUUUUGUAGUUAUAUUGUACUCCACAUUGUAGUAAUGAAAUCAAAAUGUAUAA